AAUUGCUUUAUCUCUCCCCAUCGCCGGGCACUGUUGCCUCGGCACUUGCGCGCAACUCGCUUUCGUUUAAAAUAAAAUAAAAUAUACUACUACUAAUAAUAAUAAUAACAACAGUAAAAAUAAUACUCCUCAGCUGCAGCCGGCGGUCCAUGCGCGCUGCCCCUGCGGCGGGUGCGCGGAGCUCGGCGGCCGCCCGGCCCCGGGCGCCCCUCGGCCGGACUCGGAGCGGCCGCAGCCCUGACCCGCCUCUCUCCCCUCUCUCCCCAGGCUCUUCAGCCUCGCCUCCGCGCGGGGAAGAAACCCGCCUUUUUGUUUCCCGAUCCUCGUUGUUGUUUUCUUUUUUCUUUUUUUUUUUUCCCCUUUUCCCACCCCUCUCCCUUUGCCUGCGAUCGCUUGAGGACCUCGCGGCAGUGACAGUAGGACGGAACGAAAAAACUCCUUUUAUGCCGAUUUUGUGCUCCGUUUUUUAGUUGUUGUUGGCUUUUAAUUUUUUGCUUCUUGUUUGGGUUUUUUUCGGGUGGUUUUUUUUUUUUGUUGGGGUUUUGGUUUUUUUUUCCACUCCUUUUCCCUGUCCCCACCCCAUACGUUUGGGGUGGGUUUUUAAAAUUUUAUUUUAUUUUCUCUUUAUCUUUUUUUUUUCUUUUUCUUCUGCCGGACUUUCGAAGAAAUCUGCCCAGCUUUUAGCAUGAUGUCUUACCUUAAACAGCCUCCUUACGGUAUGAACGGGCUGGGGCUGACGGGCCCUGCCAUGGACCUGCUGCAUCCCUCUGUGGGGUACCCAGACCCAUUGUGACCAGUGUGGUGGUGCUCGCCCCCAGCCACCCCACGGAAGCAGCGGCGGGAGCGCACCACCUUCACCCGCUCACAGCUGGACGUGCUGGAGGCGCUCUUUGCCAAGACCCGCUACCCUGACAUCUUCAUGCGGGAGGAGGUUGCCCUGAAGAUCAACCUCCCCGAAUCCCGAGUCCAGGUCUGGUUCAAGAACCGCCGUGCCAAGUGCCGGCAGCAGCAGCAGAGCGGUGGUGGGGCCAAGAGCCGUCCGGCCAAGAAGAAAUCCUCGCCGGCUCGUGAGAGCUCAGGUUCGGAGAGCAGCGGGCAGUUCACACCACCGGCAGCGGCGUCCAGCUCAGCCUCUUCUUCCUCCUCCAGCUCAGCCUCAUCAGCUCCAGCGGGCGCCCCGGCAUCUCUCAGCACCCCAGCGUCGUCCAUCUGGAGCCCAGCCUCCAUCUCUCCCGGUGCGGCGCCGGCAGGAGUGACAGUGCCUGAGCCUCUGCCACCAGCCGCUGCGUCCUGCAUGCAACGGGCCGGUCCCGCCGCUGCUGCCGCCUCGGCCAGCUACCCUGUUUCCUACGGCCAAGGCGGGGGGUACGGGCAGGGUUACCCUGCACCGCCCUCAUCAUCCUAUUUUGGGGGCGUUGAUUGCAGCUCCUACCUGGCGCCCAUGCACUCCCACCACCAUCCCCACCAGCUCAGCCCCAUGGGGCCCUCUUCGGUGCCUGGCCAUCACCACCACCACCCACUGAGCCAGAGCUCAGGCCACCACCACCACCAUCACCAUCACCACCACCAUCAGGGUUACGGCGGCACUGGGCUGCCCUUCAACUCCUCCGACUGCCUGGACUACAAGGAGCCUGCCGCUGCUGCCGCUGCCUCCUGGAAGCUUAACUUCAACUCCCCCGACUGCCUCGACUACAAGGACCAGGCGUCCUGGCGCUUCCAGGUUUUGUGAGGGGCCGACCACUGUUCCCCCCUCAGCCAUAACACCCUCCCACCCGGAGUCUCCCCACCGCCUCCCAGGCAGGACUCUGGCUCCGGCUCUUCCUCCUCUUCUUCCCCCCCUCUUCAUUAGCAGUGGCAAUGCCCCAGGGGUGCCCUGACACCCCCCAUCUCUAUUGACUGAUAUUUAUUUGCUUCCUGCGCCCCUCCAGCGGGUUUAUUAUAAUUAUUAUUUUUUUAAAUGCAACAGAAGAGGACUUUAAAAAAAAAAAACAAAAGAAGCCUAGCGUCUCCCCUGCUGUCCCCUGGGCAGAGGCACAGGCUGGCUUCUGCCUUGCUGGUGCCCCCAACUUCCUGUGGGGACCCUCACACCUACCAUGGGUGCGGGAGUCCCCAGCUUGCUGGUCCUGUACAGCCUCUUGCCGCUGGGAGCUGCGGGAUCGAUGUAAAUACUAGGUCCGUUCCAGUGACCAUGAUUAUUUUUAGUUGAUACUGUUGGGUUGACAUUUAUCUAGAGUCUAACAUGGAACAGAACUUAAAGAAAUUUUUUUUAAAAUUUUAAUUUUCUUCCCUAAAAAUGAAGCUUCCCCAUCUUGUGUCCUUUGUCGUUCCUCCAGGGCUCUGUGUGAGCUUGGCUGUG
Molecule: messenger RNA, 2356 nt
Organism: Phalacrocorax carbo (great cormorant)
Lineage: Eukaryota; Metazoa; Chordata; Aves; Suliformes; Phalacrocoracidae
Source: RefSeq, a predicted model, not a curated record